GGCAAUCAGCAGCUUGCAAGGCCGAUUGAUAAAGCUUGAAUAUCACUGGAUGAUGGAAUGCAUAUGGAUAUCAAAAAAAGAGUUCUAGAAAUCAAUGAUUAUGAUGAUGGCCACAAUUCUUACUUUUUCUUCUUGAAUUUUGAAUCUAUUGAAUUGAAUGUAUUCAUGUCUUUGCAUAUGAAUCCCAUCCAUCCAAGCUGAUGUCGAAAUCUCACAGUCUCCUACGCCUUAUUAGAAGACGGGCCUCGAAGCUCUCCUCUGCUUCUUCAACAUGCCAAACGAAGCUUGCCACUACAUACAUAUGUCAGAAAAGUGCACGAUGUCUAGCUACUGUCAACGCAGGACCUAAGGUCCUACCAGAUAUUUGGUUUACCGGCUCAAACCCUCAAAAUGAGGAUUCGCUUCCAAAUCCCAAAAAUUCAAAUAAGCCUCCCAACAAUGAGAGAACAGUCAAACUUGGCAAAACUCUCCGCAUUCUCCAAGAACGUCUUCCUACCCUCCUCCAGUCUCCACUUCCCCAAGAAAUCCUCUCCCCGCAAAUAACCCUCCACCUCUUCCCCUCCACGCAUCCCCAUCUCCCCACUGUCUCCGGUCGCGUCGCAUAUUCCGCCGCUCUAUGGACAUCUCCUAUUGCCUGGGGUCGUGUCCCCCUCGUCGGAAAUGUGAAGCUUGAAAUACUUUCUGAGCGGAUGAGCCAAACAUCUUCAUGUAGAGGAUCAACUCGCGAACAAUUAAUCGUACGAUGGAAGACCAUUGGCAAGACGAAGAAUAAAGGGACAGGAGGGUUUUAUAAGGGGAUAGGGGCGCGAGAGAACGUGGAUAAGAUUACAGAGUGGUUGGGUGGUGGAAGUGGUGAGGAUGAUAGUAAAGAAUUUACUGGACUUUUCCUCUUUGAAUUCGAUGAGGAGGGAAGGAUCUGGUCGCAUACUAUUGAGCACGUACAAGAGGGGGGGAAUUGGGAAAAGGGUGUAGGCGCUAAAGUUGUUGGGUUGACGGAUUGGCUUUUGGGCGGGAUGAAAAACGGGAGAGGGGAUGAGGGGUCUCCUUGUCCAGCCUUUUGGGUGCAUGACCAAGAUCUAGGGAGGCGAUGAGAAAUUAAGGAGGGAUUGUAUUAUACAUGGGAUGAAAACGAUUGAUAUGGGACAUGAAAAUGAUUGAUAUGGGACAUGAAUUGAUUUAGCGUAUUGGUGUUCGGAUAAAAAGAUAUGCUUGGGACCUUGUACGAAUACUGGACGUAAACACCUCUCAAUGAAGUAAUAAAACAACUACUGAAACUCCCA
Molecule: messenger RNA, 1280 nt
Organism: Botrytis cinerea B05.10
Lineage: Eukaryota; Fungi; Ascomycota; Leotiomycetes; Helotiales; Sclerotiniaceae
Exons: 2
Coding region: 201-1091 (296 amino acids)
Source: RefSeq, a predicted model, not a curated record